AUGUGGCCGAAACGAAUAACACUCAUCACUCCGUCCUGGUCGGCCUUCAGGACGGCACGGUCAACGCGAGACUCCCGAUUCUCGCGCCGGCCGAUACGAGAUAAUCUCUCUCGAUCCAGUCGGCACACUAAAAGCCGCCUGUCAAGCAGUCGGUCGGGUGAUAAAUCUCCCGAAUCAAACCAGUCCGGUCAACGAGCUAGUUCGUCGUCGCUUGACGCCCUCUCCUCCACUCUACAUGACACGAAUCCCCAGAAUAACAGCCUACUCGCGCCUGUGCAUAUCCCAGAAGAUCCAAGCGCUGUGCUCAAAGAUGGACACCCGGCUACGAGGAUACUGGCCAACUCUGGGCUCGUGGUCCAGAGGCAGCUUGAAAUGAUGAACGUCCUGCUGGGAUUUGAGCAAGCGAACAGAUAUAUGAUCUUGGACGCACAGGGGAACCAUGUGGGAUAUAUGGCGGAACAGGAAACGGGAAUGGGAAGCAUGAUAGGUCGCCAAUUCCUCCAUACACAUCGACCAUUCGUCACUCACGUCUUUGAUGUACACCAGAAUGAAGUACUAAGGUUCCAUCGUCCAUUUUCGUGGAUAAAUUCACGUAUCCGAGUCUACGAUCCUUUAGAAGCGGCGGAUCGAACGCGAUCUGGACCUGCGGGGUCUCAACUUAUAGCUGGGCCUACAGGAGGCGUUGCGAGAUUAUCAACUUUGGAUCAUUCACAAAUGCGAGUGGUUGGAGAAGCACAUCAAGAAUGGGCCUUGUUGCGACGCAAGUACAACCUUUUUCUUUUCCAUGAGCCGCCAAUACAGGAAACCAAACUCUCGACACAAGCCAUAUCCUUUUCAAGCUCCAAUCUAUCAAAACCCCAGCAGUUACAGGUAUCUCUAGUUGGAGGCGGUCUAUCGCAAGCCCGGCUUGCACAAUUUGCCUAUGUGGACGAACCCGUACUUUCAUGGGACUUCUCCCUUCGCACUGCUAGCUCGCAACUGAUUGGAUCUGUAAACCGCAAUUUCGCAGGAUUUGCACGAGAAAUCUUUACGGAUACGGGUAUAUAUGCUCUUCGUAUGGAUUCAGCCGGUUUGGAGGACCAGAGGCUGCGAGAGGAGACUGCACGAGCUCAAGCUCAUCCAAACAUUUUAGCUCCCAAACGGGCUGUACCACCACCGAUGACCUUGGAUCAGCGAGCAGUCAUGUUAGCGACUGCAGUCAGUAUAGAUUUUGAUUAUUUUAGUCGACAUAGUGGCUCUCAUGGCGUGCUUCCGUAUGGCAUGAUGGGACUUGGCGGCGCAAGCUCUGAAGGCGUGGCUGGCGGAGCGGCAGCGGGGAUGGCAGGCGCAGGCACGAUGGCAGGCUACGAAGCGAUGAGGAGGGGAUCUCCGACAGAACCAGAUGUCGACCAACAGCCAACAUCGCAGGAAGGGGAUGUGAGUCCAGGCGAAAAGAGCUGGGGUGAACAAGGGCCUGGACACUGGGACGAACCCGUUGACGAAGAGAGUCAGCACCAAGAUGGGUGGCCUGGUGAAUCUGGGGAUGGUGACGACUCGUGGUCAGACUUCUUCUGA
Messenger RNA from Uncinocarpus reesii 1704, 1554 nucleotides. RefSeq lists its product as uncharacterized. The record is from RefSeq and is a predicted model, not a curated record. The transcript is spliced from 3 exons. Gene Ontology annotation, biological process: plasma membrane phospholipid scrambling. Gene Ontology annotation, molecular function: phospholipid scramblase activity. Gene Ontology annotation, cellular component: plasma membrane. Bases 1 to 1554 code for a protein of 517 amino acids. Lineage: Eukaryota; Fungi; Ascomycota; Eurotiomycetes; Onygenales; Onygenaceae.